AUGGAGUCUUCCCAAAUGUUUGGAGGUACAGAAGAAUGUCACAGCAGUGAAUCUGGGUGGACAAUGUAUAUUGGCUCCCCCAUUUAUGGUGAUGAUGAUGAUGAUAGUGAUAACGGUACUCAUGAUGAUGAGGAUCAUGAUGGCGAUGAUGGUGACGAUGAUGAUGAUGAUGAUGAUGAUGGUAAUCAAGAUGAUGAUAGUGACGAUUCAAUGGCUUCUGAUGCUUCUUCAGGCCCAAGUCAUUCCUUGGCUGUUUUCAAGCACGAGGAGGAAGAGAAUGGUAACAGGCAUCGUUUAGAGAAGAAAUCAGAUAAACAAAAACACAAGGCGAAGGUGCAGAUCAGAGCUCAAACCAUAAACGAAGAAAAAGAAGAUCAGACGGUAUUCAUGGCAAGAAAAGCUAAUAAUAUUGCUUCAGCUCAGAGUGGUGCCAUUGCCAAGCUUAUGAGCAGGAAAACUGCAACUCAUAGCACAUAUGAUUUUCGAAGCAGGAAUACUAAUGUUGGUAGACAUGAGCAGAUCAAGAGCUCUCCAAUCUGUCAAUAUGCUCGUGCAAAUUCUCCUAGCUAUUAA
Juglans regia (Persian walnut) is the source of this 573-nucleotide messenger RNA. RefSeq names its product rRNA biogenesis protein rrp36-like. Gene Ontology annotation, biological process: cytokinin biosynthetic process. Lineage: Eukaryota; Viridiplantae; Streptophyta; Magnoliopsida; Fagales; Juglandaceae. Bases 1 to 573 code for a protein of 190 amino acids. The transcript has 2 exons. The record is from RefSeq and is a predicted model, not a curated record.